Messenger RNA from Iphiclides podalirius (scarce swallowtail), 228 nucleotides. Lineage: Eukaryota; Metazoa; Arthropoda; Insecta; Lepidoptera; Papilionidae. The record is from the annotation of a GenBank genome assembly.
AUGUAUCGCCUGGGAUGCUUCAGAGAUGAUAUUGUGUUCUUCAUAUUCUUGUAUCAGCGCUGGAUUUACAAAGUCGACCAUAAGCGUGUUAACGAGUUUGGCUUUUCUGGUGAAAUGGAGCAACAGAAGAAAGAAUCUGAAAAUGGCAAUUUGGCCAUUGCUGAAGUUCCUUCGUAUACACUAGAAAAGACCAUGCCAAACCCAGAGGUGUCCGAGAAGAACUGCGAA